Molecule: messenger RNA, 1152 nt
Organism: Rhizophagus irregularis DAOM 181602=DAOM 197198
Lineage: Eukaryota; Fungi; Glomeromycota; Glomeromycetes; Glomerales; Glomeraceae
Source: RefSeq, a predicted model, not a curated record
AUGCAAGUUCGUUGGUUUCCAGGACAAAGUACAGUCAAAUCUAUAAAAGAAAAGUGUAAGUGGAAGGCAUACAAAAUAAUUCGUUCGAGUUAUUAUCAAGACGUAGCUAGAAAAAAUUACUCUUUUGAGUACGGCAAAACGGCGCGUUUUGGAAAAAACUUAGUAUUUCUUGCAUACUUUAAAGACAAAGAUCAGUUGGACGCAGCUAAGGCAUUGGACAAAGGAGCAGACGAUACUUGGAUUAUUCAUGGUAAGGGUUUGGGCAAUCAACCGGUAGAGAUCUCAAAAAGGGACUCACGUAGUGAUUUGGUCAGCACUACGCCAAGAAAUAAUGGAAAAGUAAAGCCUGCAAAGAAAAUACAACCUAUAGCCAAGCCAACAAUUAUAGAAAACGUUAGUACAGACGAGGUGGUUGAUGUAGUAAAUAAAUAUAGGAAGAAUUUAUUAGAUGAAUCUCCACAAAAUAUCGCAUCAACAUCAAUAAAAGACUACGCCUCACCAAAGAAAGUUGUAGACAUAGUUUUGGAUUUGAGAGCAGAAAUCAACAAAGAGUUGUCACAGGAUGAAAAAGAUGAUGAAAAGUGGAUUGACAGAUGUAGAAAUGGGUAUGCUGCGCUAGUUACAGAUUUAAAAGAAAGAAAAAAGAAGAUGGAUGAAGCAAGGUUGGAACGUGAUACGUUACAAAAAGAAUUGGAAGUAGUUCAUACUAAAGUGAAUGAAAAUCAAAAAAUACUGGAUAAGAUUAAAAGUGAAAAAAGAGAUAAAGCAAAAUCCAAUGAAAAUACUAAACAGGUAUCACCAUUAGAAUUACACGAGUAUGAAUCGAUAAAUGAAACAUGUAGCAAGAGGCUAGAUGAAAAAAAGAAAAAAGAACCGAUUAGUACUCCAGAAUAUAUGGAGCGACAACAAGCGCAGCGUGAUAAUUACAGGAAGGACUUCGAAAAAGCAAAAGAAGCAGCAGAACAAAGGAAACGCCUAAGAAAGACACAAGGUGACCGUGUAAAAGAGGAAGAAGGAAUAGAAAGUGAUAGUGAUGAAGAAGAAGAAGAUCAAGUGGUGGUAAGUACAGAAGCGCAUAACAAAAGAGGGGGAAAACCAGGUAGUCGCGGACGAGGUAGAGGAGGCAGACGUAGAUUAGUUAAAAAGAAAUAG